Messenger RNA from Metarhizium robertsii ARSEF 23, 3336 nucleotides. RefSeq names its product Peptidase S8/S53, subtilisin/kexin/sedolisin. The transcript has a single exon. Lineage: Eukaryota; Fungi; Ascomycota; Sordariomycetes; Hypocreales; Clavicipitaceae. The coding region runs from base 1 to 3336 and encodes 1111 amino acids. The record is from RefSeq and is a predicted model, not a curated record. Gene Ontology annotation, molecular function: monoacylglycerol lipase activity.
AUGCUCCUCCUGCAUCAGGUCGGCAGCGUCAAGAUUGGCGAAGUCGUCCGAUACACCGUCACAUACACACCGUCGCAGGACCGAAUCCUGCCGUCACCCGAGAAACUCUACGUUCGGAUCCGAAAUACUUCCACUAUUGCCCUGCGCGCUGCAUUUGUCCACGGCCCGUAUACGCUGUCUGUCUCGGCCUACCCUUCCAACUAUAACCCCAAUGAGAAAUAUCCCAAUCCCCGCCGUUAUGGAGUCCCCGAGUUUGAACCUAUGCUCAAGGCAGGAGGGUCGUGGGAGUGCGAACUCGUCGUCCCAGACGAUAUCCGCCAGGCUGCUGGUGCCGGGCGGCAUGGCGGGUUCGGCAAGAGUUGUGAGCACGACGAUGAGUGCGCUAGCUGGAUUAUCGAAGUUGCCUCCCAGGUCAUCUUCUCGACCUCGGCCGCCGUAGGGUUCGAGGUCGUGGUGGCGCGAGACUACAAAUCGUUGAACCUGAGCCAGACAUUGCCUAUUGUUGGUAAUUCAAGCGCGGUACCUCAGCCUGGCCGUGUUUGUGACCACCAGCAGAGCAUUGGAGCCAAGGACGGGCACCAUCCUGCGCAGCCCAAAGGUGUCUUCUCUCGAGCAGUCCACCUGAAAGUGGAGGACACAGCUACGCUCUGGAAUACUCCAAGACUCCCCGGCUGGGACGAUGUGUGCGAAAAACGAGUCGAAGCUUCAGGUGCAGACAAGCCUGUACAAAGUACGGUCAAGACAGGCGAUUCAGGAACCAACAAGUGCCAAUCAUGUUCAAUAGGGGAGCGAAAGAAGAAAAAGGUUCAUCUGGUAAUCUUAACUCAUGGGCUGCACAGUAACCUAGGAGCCGACAUGUUAUACAUUAAAGAGAGCAUUGACGUUGCUGCUAAGCAGGCACGGAUAGAUGCGAAGUCUAGACGGGCAAAGGAAAAGGCAGCCAAGAAGGAAGUUACUACCGAGUCGAAAACUGAAGACACGAAAAAGGGCGAAGGCGACGAUGACGAGGUCGAUGACGACGAUGACGAAGAGGUCAUUGUGCGCGGGUAUCCGGGAAACGCCACCAAAACUGAAAAGGGUAUCAAGUACCUCGGCAAAAGAUUGUCAAGAUACGUUCUCUCCAUGACGUAUCCCGACCAGCCUUUUCUUCCCAUUGGUAAAGGGGCAGUCGAAGGUCUCGCCGAGGCUAUGGGAGGCGGCCACAGCCACCAGCAUCAAAAGUCCCCUAAUUCGAAGCCGGCGCAUAAGCAUAGCACGAUACAAGCUGAUGCUGCCAAAACUAAGCACGAUAGUCAAUGCAGACAUUACAAGAUAACAAGCAUCAGCUUUGUUGGGCAUUCACUUGGUGGUCUUAUCCAGACGUAUGCUAUUGCAUAUAUUCAGAAGCACUCUCCCGACUUCUUUGAUCUCAUUCAACCAAUCAACUUUAUCUCCUUGGCGUCGCCAUUCCUCGGUUUGAGUAAUGAGAACCCUCUGUACGUCAAAUUUGCCCUCGACUUUGGUCUAGUCGGGCGGACAGGCCAAGAUCUCGGUCUCACCUGGAGGGCUCCAACCAUUGCUCGAAGUGGAUGGGGAGCCCUUGUAAGCAAUCUUGGCGAGUCCGCACACAAAAAGGUAUACGGCGAAUCACAAGCUGAGUCUAAACCUCUGUUGCGCAUUUUGCCUACUGGCCCUGCACAUGUAGCCCUCAAAAAGUUCAGAAACCGAACUGUCUAUUCCAAUGUUGUCAAUGAUGGCAUUGUGCCCCUUCGCACCAGCUGUCUGUUAUUUUUGGAUUGGCAAGGUCUCGGUCGUGUCGAAAAGGCUCGGCGAGAUGCCGGCUUGGUAGAAACUGUUGUUGGGUUCGGAUGGGCAGAGUUGACUGGCACAAACAUCCUGUCCCCGCGGCAAAGACAGAGGCUUCCCUCCGAUGAGCAACUACAGCAAAGUGACUCUGGGACAAGCACACCGAGGGGGAGCAUGCGCCAGGUUCCGCAGCCCUCAGACGACGCCAUGAACGAGGAUGAUAGAGCAAGCAUCCGCUCAGUGCCUCGACCAUUCAAUGGGGACGACGAUGUCCCCUCCGACACUGGUGGUGAUGCAGCUCACCUCUCGCCUUUGGCCGGCUUCUUCAAUCUCUUCAAGAGCAACGAGCCUCCCAAGCCCCAAGUAACCUCUGCCAAACAAAAGAAGAUUCUGCGACGCGGCCAGACAAUGCCAACCAACGAUUCUGACACCACCAACUCGAGCAUCACGGAUAUAAGCGACCGGAAACCCGGCAAAGCGACCACAGGGCACGAGAUGGAAGAGGAUGUGGAUGGGAUGACUGCACCGCCCAAAACUACAUUCUUCGAAUCCGCCGGCGAUCUUCUCAACCCCAGCUUACCCACCACAGAAUACCUGCUUGAUCCAUCAAAGCGUCCCAGAACCAUUUUCCACGACCGGGUAUACCAUCCAAGUGACAUACCCCCUCCUCCCAUGAAAAAGCGGCAGUCGACCCUUGUCCGUCGCAGGACGUCCGGGAAGAUGUCUGCAACGUCGCACCAGCAAAGCGAUUCAUCGUCACCUUACCCUUCAAUAAACCACGCAGAUUCCAUGGAGUCGGCAAGGGACUAUGACGACACAGUCCACACCAACCCAGACAAACAUCCGGCCGAAGUAGUGGACGGUUCGAGCAUGCGGGUAGAAGAAAAGAUUGCCAGAGGCUAUCAUCGUGAUCUUUCUUGGCGCAAAGUGCUGGUCAAGCUAGAACCGGACGCACACAACAACAUCAUUGUGCGCCGCAUGUUUGCUAACGCUCACGGCUGGCCUGUCGUGAAGCACUUGGUGGACGCACAUUUUAGUGACUCGGAGGCUGCGCGGAUGCGAGAUGACGAGGAACCAAACGUAGAGCGGGCAUUUGCAUCUCACCGGUCGCCGGAUGCUGAUGGUCGGGAAGUUAAACGGUUGGGCCAACUUGGUCAAGACGGCGCGGGCAGCCCUGACUCAUCGGAAGAGCCGGGCGCCGGCGAGACCAGCGAGGCGCGAGAGGCGCGAGAAGCACUGGACGAGGUCCCUGAAUUGCGGAAGAAACCAGACGGCGAUCUCUCGUCACUACCUCCUCGUCUCGGGUCGUCGGACAGAGCUGACUCGAUGACGUGGAGUGAGCGAGACUGGGUGGACAGUGAAAACGAGAGCGAAAUAGAAACCCAUGAAGACGGAAAGGUUGGUAAACAAAGGCACCAGCCGACGCAGCCGACAAAGGACGGGACGCAAGGGCGGCUCAGCCCGUCGUCAUGGAAGUGGGCUGAGAAAAUCGUAGGCAAGGGGUCGACAAGAAGCCGGAGUAAGAGUCCAAAGCCCGGUGAAGACAAAUGA